UUAGAUAAGAUGAGAUUUGAAUUCUAAAUUCUUAUACAUUGACAACUUAACUGACUGUACAGUAGUACAGUACUCAGUAAAACACUUAAAGUACCAUGAAACUUACAAAAUGCAAAAUGCGGAUACUAAAUAAUUAUAUUUCAUUAAAUAAACUCUCCAAAGUCUCAGUAAUUCUCUUUAAAGCCUAAAUGUAUUAUUAAUUUAAUUCAUAUUAAUUAAUGAUCGUGUUUGUAUUUUACAAUUAGGUAAUAGUUAGUAGACUGAUGAUCAAAAAAAAAAGAAGACUACCUAAUUAAGAAAAAGAAAUGUGCAAUUGUCCAUUGUUGAAACAUGAAAUAUCCAACAUUGCUGACUGUUGUUACAUCUUUAUUGAUCAUAAGAUUGUUCCAUCUAUACAUAGUUCGUUCAUGGUAUGUCCCAGAUGAAUACUGGCAGUCUUUGGAAAUAGCUCAUUACGUUACUUUUGGUUAUGGAUAUCGCACUUGGGAAUGGAUCGUUGGUAUAAGAAGUUAUAUUUCCAUCUCAUGGAUUGUAAUACUAUAUAAAAUUUUAAAAUAUUUCUCACUGGACACGUUACAACUUUUAAUAUGGAGUCCACGCUUUCUACAAACACUUUUUUCAACAUUCUCAGAUUAUUGUUUUGUGUGCUGGAUACAAAAACACGCUAAAUGUUCAAAUGUAUUUUGGCCAGUAGUAUGUUAUAUGUCAAAUCCGUUUUUGGCAUAUUGUUCAACACGUACCUUAGUUAAUACAUUGGAAACCAACUUGACAACAAUUGCAUUGUAUUACUACCCUUGGUCAUUGAAAAAUAAAGAUGUGAAAUUCUUAUGGAUAGUUGCUCUUGCUUGUAUUAUACGCCCAACCGCAAUAAUAGUUUGGUUUCCAUUAAUUGUGUUUGAUUUUUUUGCUCAUAAACGUUACACUGUAAAUAAUCUUAUAAGAUAUAUUUGUAUUGGUUUGAUGUCACUUAUAUUUUCUAUAACGUUAGAUUCUUACCUUCACGGUUCUUUUGUUGUUACACAGUGGAAUUUUUUGUAUUAUAAUAUUAUAAAAAAGGUCAAUGCUCAUUAUUCUGUUGAACAUUGUUAUUGGUAUUUUGUCAGUGGACUACCACCAGUGUUGGGACCAAUAUUUUUUAUAUUAAUUUAUUGUUUUAUCAAAAAAUUAAGGCACAUUAAUCUUUAUGAUACUGAUUCCAAGUUGGCAAUUACAAUAUUUUGGUCUUUGUCAGUGUUAAGUAUGGUUUCUCAUAAAGAACAACGAUUUCUAUUGCCAUUGUUUCCAAUGAUAUUCUUUAUUACAUCUCAACAAAUUUCUAUAGUUUGUAAAAAGUUUAUAAAAUUAGGAAUUUUUACGAUCAUAUUAAAUAUCAUAAUAUUAAUUUAUUUGGGACGGUAUCAUCAAAUAGGGUCUACCAAAGUUAUGUCACAUUUAGCUGAGAUACCUCAAAAUUCAACAUUAUUAUUUCUAAUGCCAUGUCAUUCAACUCCACUUUACAGUCACCUUCAUUUGAAUAUAACUACAAGGAUCUUAACAUGUGAGCCAAAUCUUCAUGGCAUAUCAAAUUAUACUGAUGAAGCAGAUAUAUUUUUUGAAAAUCCAAAGAAGUGGCUUGAAGAGUCGUAUUCAGUUAAAAGUAAUAAUAGUUUUCCCACUCACAUAGUUAUGUUUGAUAAACUAUUAAACAAAGUACAAGGAUUUUUAACUAAAGGAAAAUAUAAAAGUAUUUUAUCAAUAUUUCACACUGACUUUCCUUCUGUCAGAACUGGGCAUUACAUAUAUGUGUUUUCAUGCAUUGAAUACCCUAAUUAUAUAGUAUAAUUAUUUUAAAUUUUGUUUUCAGUAAAAUAUGAAAUUUAUUGUUUGAUUAUAUUUUCAUUAACAAUGUUAUCAUU
Messenger RNA from Rhopalosiphum maidis (corn leaf aphid), 1895 nucleotides. RefSeq names its product GPI mannosyltransferase 3-like. The record is from RefSeq and is a predicted model, not a curated record. Gene Ontology annotation, cellular component: endoplasmic reticulum membrane. Gene Ontology annotation, biological process: GPI anchor biosynthetic process. Lineage: Eukaryota; Metazoa; Arthropoda; Insecta; Hemiptera; Aphididae. Gene Ontology annotation, molecular function: alpha-1,2-mannosyltransferase activity. The coding region runs from base 331 to 1821 and encodes 496 amino acids. The transcript is spliced from 2 exons.